CUUGGCCAGAGGAACGGCGGCGAGGAACGGCGUGCGGGAAGGAGACCGCAAGAACCAACGGUAGUGUCUGCACGUGUCGCGUUCGGCUCGUAAUACAACAUGGGAAGGCCAGAUUUUUCACCCCGCGGUGGUGGUUUCCGUGGAGGAAGGGGCGGAGGAGGAGGAGGAUUUUCCCCUAGAGGCCGUGGCGGAGGAGACAGAGGAUUCUCACCGAGGGGAGGACGAGGCGGUGGUGGCGGAGGGGACAGAGGUUUCUCCCCCAGAGGCCGCGGUGGUGGCCGUGGAGGUGGCCGCGGGCGAGGAGGAGGACGUGGAGGCGGACGAGGGGGAUUCAAGGGUGGCAAAAAUGUUAUGGUUGAACCCCAUCGUCACGAAGGAGUGUUCAUUGGCCGCGGAAAGGAGGAUGUUCUCUGUACCAGAAAUCUUGUACCAGGAGAAAGUGUCUACGGAGAGAAACGUAUCAGUGUUGAGCAAGGAACCGACAAGAUUGAGUACCGUGUGUGGAAUCCUUUCCGUUCAAAGUUGGCUGCUGCCAUUGUAGGUGGAAUUGGGAAUAUCUAUAUGCCUCCAGGCUCCAGAGUACUCUACUUGGGUGCUGCUAAUGGCACAACAGUAUCACACGUUUCCGAUGUAGUUGGACCAGAAGGCGUAGUGUAUGCUGUAGAGUUCUCACACCGAUCAGGACGUGACUUGGUAAACAUGGCCAAGAAGCGCACCAACAUUGUACCCAUUGUGGAGGAUGCACGUCACCCUCACAAAUACCGCAUGAUUGUCAGCAUGGUAGACUGUAUCUUUGCUGAUGUUGCCCAGCCUGAUCAGGCGCGUAUUGUGGCCAUCAAUGCCCAGCACUUCCUCAAAGUGAAUGGCCAUUAUGUCAUCUCUAUCAAGGCCAAUUGUAUUGAUUCAACAGCCCCUGCAGAAGCUGUAUUUGCUGGGGAAAUUAAGAAACUUCAGGCCGAUUUGCUCAAGCCUCAAGAACAACUUACCUUGGAACCCUAUGAGAGAGACCACGCAGUUGUAGUUGGUGUAUACAGACCCCCAAAGAAGAAUAAGUAGUGUGUAAAUAGCUAGGUCACAGUUUAAUCAAUAUAUAAUGUAUUAUGUAUGACUGGUAACAGCUAUGCAGCCUCAACUGUUUAUCAUUCCUCUCGAGGAGAUAGGGAAAUUAGGUGGACAUUUGACCUAUUAGGGUUUAUUUUUGAAAAGAUUCUACCUGGAUAAAUGACAAGGAUACAAUAUAUUUAUAGAUAUUGUGCUAAACGGAAAGUAAUUUUCAGUUUUCUCAAUUUGACAGGAAUCUUGUCAUUCAAUUCACUUUGUUUUGAAGAACAGUACUUUUUGAAAACUGGAAAUUGAACUUUUAUUUAGUGUUCUGAUAUGUCCAUUGUUGUAGCUAGUGUGUCAUUGCAUUUUAUAAUAUAGCUUUUAUUAUAAUUGAAAAAUAUCAAUCAUAUCUCCAUAUUAAGUACUGUACACUCAUACCAUAUUGGUAAAUAUAUGUUUGUUUUUUUGAAAA
Penaeus indicus is the source of this 1516-nucleotide messenger RNA. It is a transcript of the gene Fib, whose product is annotated as rRNA 2'-O-methyltransferase fibrillarin-like. Gene Ontology annotation, molecular function: histone H2AQ104 methyltransferase activity; rRNA methyltransferase activity; RNA binding. Gene Ontology annotation, cellular component: small-subunit processome; nucleolus; Cajal body. Bases 100 to 1056 code for a protein of 318 amino acids. NCBI's taxonomy places the organism in Eukaryota, Metazoa, Arthropoda, Malacostraca, Decapoda, Penaeidae. The record is from RefSeq and is a predicted model, not a curated record. The transcript has 5 exons. Gene Ontology annotation, biological process: rRNA methylation; box C/D sno(s)RNA 3'-end processing.